CGUUUGGUAACGUUGCGUUUUAUUCUUACAUCCGAUGAGGGCAUCGGUGUUGUCCUCUUUACAGAACUCAACCUCGCUUUCACGAUCUGCAAAAGUGGUGUUUCUUUUCUCAUUUCUUUACUUCCCAUGUCGUUAUCUCUUCACCUCCCUGUGGUUCAAUGUAUUUCUUUUAAUUCAGGAUUAAUUGUUAAUCACAUUAAACCCAGUUAGGAUUAAUUGUUAUUCCUUUGUUUCCAUAUUGAUUUAUUGUAUCUUUCUCUCUGGAAUGCUUAAUGCUUUCAUGAUGAGUUUUACUCUCUGAGAUUUUUGGUUAACGUUAGGGAUAUUUUUUCUUUAUUAAUUUGACUAAGAUAAUUCAUCCUAAUAGGAUUGUCUCUGCAUAUUUACUUUGAAUGUUAUUUCUGUUAAACUAGAUGGACUUUCGAUAUAAAACCAAUAGGUGACAAGUGAAAUGACUUAUCUAUGUUAUAUAUUACUAAGAAUUCUUUUUAAUAUCCGAUGUGGGACACUUUGUGUGUAAUACGCCUCUCGAGAUGAUGGCUCUUUGAGCGUCAAUCUCGGAAUGCUUGGACAAGGAUCGAUGGGUCAACUUUGGACCAUAUCGAUGUGGAUCAGGUUGGACUGCGUGGAUCGGGCUUUGAUAUCAUGCUAAGCUAGAUGGGCUUCCAACCUAAAAUCAAUUGGUGAUAAGUGGAGUGAACCAUCUAUUUUAUAUAUUACCAAUGAUCCUUUUCAAUCCGAUGUGGGACACUUUGUGUCUGAUAAUUUCACUUCUGAAAGUUUUCUUAGGGGUUUGUGCUUUUGCUGAUUCGAUGGUCUUUGGUUUAUUUUAUUUUUUUCAUUUUUACAUGGCAGAACCAACAUGAUGAAACGGAAGCAAAGUUAUUGACGAGAAGGCAGCUCUAGAAGCUAAGUAUCAAAAGUUAUAGCAGUCUUUCUAUACCAAGCGAUAUGAGAUUGUGACCGGUGUGGUUGGAGUUGAAGAUUAACCUAAAGAAGUAAAAAGAGCCUGGAGAAGAUAAAGUAUACUGGUUCCAGACAGAAGGUUGGACAAUGGAUGGGCAUUACAGGUCACUGAUAUACAUGAGGCCUCUCGCAAUAAGGGGAAUGCAAUGGGCAUUGUCGCUGCAAAAGGCAAUCCUUGAUACUCCUAAGAUCAACAUGAUGGCCAGAGUUCACAUGUCCCCUAUGAGCCCCGCAUAUUCUCUCACAACUCCAAAGUUGUAACACACAAAGUAUUUUAUCUCCUUCCUUAUGCUUAAUGGAGUUCCUGAGAGGCCAGAACUCACUCCCUAUGAGUCCCAUUGGUAUAUAGGCGGCAUAAGCUAAAUAAGGACUUGAUAUGGAAUCUCUUUCCGGAGUACUUUUCAAACUCUCACUGCAGUUCUCUGAAGAUUAUCCAAAUAAACCACCAACCGUUCGUUUUGUGUCACGGAUGUUUCAUCCAAAUAUUUAUGCAGAUGGGAGUAUUUGCUUGGACAUUCUACAAAACCAGUGGAGUCCAAUAUAUGAUGUUGCUGCUAUACUUACCUCCAUCCAGUCAUUGCUCUGUGACCCUAAUCCUAAUUCUCCUGCAAAUUCGGAAGCCGCUCGGAUGUACAGCGAAAACAAGCGUGAGUACAACAGAAAAGUGCGUGAUGUUGUCGAGCAAAGCUGGACUGCGACUAGUAGUAGUUAGAGUUGUAAGCUGUGUAACUCUCCUCUCCUAUUCUCAAUGUCACACCAUUAAGCAACACCUUUCUUUUAUCUUUUCUCAUUCAUGUCUUUUGUGUUGUGUGUUUCAAAACUCCUCUGAUUGGAUGCUUUGAUGGUUCUAUGAAACCUUUGUACCAAAUUUUGCUACGUAUCAGAAACAACUCUGUACCAAAAU
Messenger RNA from Brassica oleracea var. oleracea, 1870 nucleotides. RefSeq names its product ubiquitin-conjugating enzyme E2 1-like. NCBI's taxonomy places the organism in Eukaryota, Viridiplantae, Streptophyta, Magnoliopsida, Brassicales, Brassicaceae. The transcript is spliced from 6 exons. The record is from RefSeq and is a predicted model, not a curated record. The coding region runs from base 1343 to 1678 and encodes 111 amino acids. Gene Ontology annotation, molecular function: ubiquitin conjugating enzyme activity. Gene Ontology annotation, biological process: DNA repair; protein polyubiquitination; proteasome-mediated ubiquitin-dependent protein catabolic process.